UCUGUAUUUGGUCAAUUAAUCGCACAAGUUCAGGUAACAUCCGAUAUGGGGCACCACACUCCGUAAAUAACCUUGCAGCAUAUUGGUUUCAGUUUCACACAAUCUCAGCGUACCAUUGAUCUCUUUUUUUGCAAGUAAAAUCCGAAUUAUUUCAAGAAUUGACUUGUAUAAUCACGUUGGUACGCUAAAUCCUUAAAUUGUAAUAUAAGACAAUUUGUUUUUGUGAAACUAUAAAAAUGGAAAUAACGUAUAUGUACGCGUGUAAAAUUGUGUCAGUAUCCAAAUGAGGAUCACACGUAGAACAAAAAAGACUUGUAUCGUAUUCAUUGACUGCACAAAAGUUCGUCUAAUAAAUAUUGUGACGUGAAAGACAGACGCGUAUUACGCAAACAUUUGUGCAAACGCGCGACUGCUGCUCGUGCUGCUGCCUCGCCAGUGAAAUCUGAUGAUAUAUAAAUAAACAAGCGACAUGGAGGCUCAUGAGAGCGAGCAGUAUGUAACAUUUUCUCUUGAUGGUGUACAUGACACAGUACAGGAGAACAUAAUAUCUCAUGAAGAAAUAUGCGAACCCGUUGAAUGUGUUCUCCAGGAUGAACUUACUAAUGCUGUCAGUACUGACAUGGAGACACAGGAGGAUGCUGACAAGAUUCUUAGGGAACAGUCGGAUGAGGAAGAUGAGAAUACAGUAGAGUAUCCAAUAUAUAUUAAGGAAGAGGAACAACAGCAGUAUAUGUCAGGUGAUGAUGAGUCCAUGGCUGUGGAAGCCCUGCGCCAGUUAGGUGGUAUGUAUCCAAGCUUUGAAGGUAAAAAACUCAGUUGCCCAACUUGUAAGAGUCUUUUUACCCAAGAAGAAAUGGUUAAACAUCGGUCUACAUGUACAGAAUCAAAGCUGUCCUGCACAACUUGUGGAGAAAAAUUUGAGAGAAAGAUUGACCUAAAUAACCAUAUGGUUUGUCAUCAAGUGGAUCGUCCACAUGCCUGCAGAACAUGUGGUAAUUUAUUUCGUUCCAAGAGUAGUCUGAACGCUCACAUGUUGCAAGCACAUCAGGUUGAACGGCCAUAUAAGUGUACUGUCUGCGGAUCUGAUUUUUUGAGGCCUUCUAGUUUGUCCAAUCAUAUGAAAAUUCACUCAUAUGUUCCGGGACGAGGUAUUGCGCAAUCACAGAGAAAUCUUAUAUCUCAGUCAGCAGAAACGUUUAGGAAAUGGCCAGAGAAUGCAUCGGAUUCACAGAAUAUAUCACACACGACAUCUUCAUCUGUGCAAACUAUUCAUAAUUAUGAUGUAUGUCAAGUUCAAUGGCCUACAUCAACAUACAAUUUCCAGAAUGAGCAAUCAAUAGUCACAACGAUGUCAAAUCAACAAGAAAAGAUAGAAACAUUACAGGAGUUUACAGUAAUUCCCAACGAUGAGAUAUCACAAUUUGCUGAAUACACUGACCAAAAUAAUAUUAACAAUUCAGUUAAUACUACUCAACAGUACAAUCUAACAAUAAAUUCAUUUAAUACUCCCGAUGGUAUAGUUAAAGUACAGUCCCUUAUACAAAAUAAUACGAAUAGAGAUUUUAAAGAAACCGAAACAAACAAUAGCAAACAAUAUAUAAACACAAACACAUGUAAACAUUGUGGAGUCUACUUCGCACGUGUACAAGCAUUGGUGUCACAUGAGAAGACUCAUAAAGAGUGGAUCAAUCCAGUUGAAUGCCAGUACUGCGAAAGACAGUUUCAGGACGGGAAUCAUCUGGCUACUCAUCAGACUACUUGCGCUAAGAAGAUAAUCCAAAACAAGGACAAAAACGGAUCCAACAACAAAUUAGCGUGCAAAUUGAUAUGCAAACACGCUUGCUCGGAAUGUGGAAAAAAAUUUCCAACCAAACAGAAGAUGUAUCGUCACAAAUGGAUUCAUCGAAAGAAAACUUACUCAUGCGAAGUGUGCGGUUUGCAGUUUGAGAAGCAGAGCGAAUUAGACGAACAUCGGCUGUCGGCACAUCCCGGAGAUUCGCCAUUUACUUGCACGGAAUGUGGAAAAAGCUUUGUAUCGCGACAAGGUCUUUGGGAACACGGUAGAACGCAUGCCGGAAGCCCGGCGCAUUUUCAGUGUGACACCUGUUCGAAGACAUUUUCAUCUCGCCAGGGAUAUUUAAUACAUAAUCGUACGCACACCGGCGAACGACCGUACGGUUGCAAGUUUUGUUGGAAAUCCUUCCGAGACGGCGGAACUCUACGGAAACACGAACGGAUUCACACAGGUGAGAGACCUCACGUGUGUCCAAUAUGCACGAGAGCUUUUAAUCAAAAGGUAGUUUUGCGCGAGCAUGUUCGAUGGGUUCACGCCGCAGGAAAAAAUGAGACGGAAAAAAGCGAUCCUCCGUAUCCCUGUCCACUUUGCGGUGCUCUGAACCAAGACCGCGAUGAGCUUUGUGCACACAUCGUCAAGCAUUCGGACCAAAUGAUUGCCGAAGCUAAAGCGAAAAACGUUAAUAUUUCUCCGAAGAUAAAGCCAACGAAGAAAAAGGCAAAGACGUCCUCCUGUGGCAUCGACGUACAGACGAAAGAAGACACGUUAGAGAAUCUUAUUUCGAAAACGGAUCAAGCCAAAGCCAUAUUAUCUAUUACAGACACGUCUGAUAAUCCGGAUGAUUUGAACGUUAUGAACGAAAAACAGAACAAUGCCUUUGUUGUGGUUACCACGGAUAAACGCAGCGACGGUUUUAUAUCGAUAUCCGAGCUCAAGCACAGCAACAUAGAAUUCAUCGUAGAAAGCAAAGAAGACGAGAAUAUUCAUGUACUUCAAAUGGAUAGAAAUCCCAGAGAUCCUUUAAAUAUAAUUACCAUGGGCAAGCAAAACAACACGGCGCACAUCGUGUCAACGGUGUCCGUCGACAGCGCUCUCGAUGAAACUAUCAGGUCGAACAAUAUGUCCGCGAUGCAGUUGAUCCAGUCUUCUAAGCAGAACAACACUUUAAACAUAAUAUCGAAGCAAAACGAAGCGUUACCCGUUUUAACAAUUCCUAAUCCUCAAAAUCACGAUAAUUACUCCAGUCAGAUCAUACAAGUAAACACUACAAACAUGCCUAUAGAUAUAGUAACUCAAGAUGAGGAAAAUCAUACCCAAAACGAACAAGACUCUUUAAUACAAGAAGAAACAUCUCAUGUUAUUCAAGUUGUACCUUAUCAGGAUGACAGUGAUGGAGAGGACUUUAUAUGUGGAAUAUGUGCAGAAGGGUUUGAUGAUAAGGAGUCGUUAAAGACGCACAUUAAGAUUCAUAUAUAAUUUGUCAUCACCACUUUGCUGUUCACGUGUAUAAUAUUUACUAAUAUCGCUGUGUAGAAAGUAUCAGAUAAAAGUAAUAGAAAGUAAUAGAGUGUAAAAUAUACUUUCUAAUCCUUUAUCUCACUAAUGACUUAAAUCGCACAAUAUAAUAUAGUUCUAUCUGUAAUAUUUGAAUUUGGAGAAACAAUAAACUUACUGUGUAUAUAUAAAAAGAUUAAGUGUAUAGAAUACAGACACAUACAUUCUAUACAUAAAGUUUAUAGAAAGACAUUUAUUGCAAGAUUGAAUGUUUUGAUAUAUUAUGUGAAUAGCAAAGUUUGUUAGAAUUGAAUAAAAAAAAUACAUAUAUUUUAAUAAAGUACAAGCUACUUUCUCCGGAACUUAAAGAUAUCAGCGAAAGAUCCAAGGCACUAUGUAUAAUAAUUAUUAGUAAUUGAAUAGUAUUGUUUAAUAAUGGAAAAUAGGAUCAGCAUAAAUAUUUCGAAAAGAAGCAGAUUACACAUAUACACAUAUACAUAAAAUCAAAAUUACAUUUUCAUUCAUAUAAA
This is a messenger RNA of Pseudomyrmex gracilis, 3819 nucleotides long. Its product is annotated as zinc finger protein 271-like. Gene Ontology annotation, cellular component: nucleus. NCBI's taxonomy places the organism in Eukaryota, Metazoa, Arthropoda, Insecta, Hymenoptera, Formicidae. The record is from RefSeq and is a predicted model, not a curated record. The coding region runs from base 470 to 3271 and encodes 933 amino acids. The transcript has 2 exons.